This is a messenger RNA of Microthlaspi erraticum, 501 nucleotides long. NCBI's taxonomy places the organism in Eukaryota, Viridiplantae, Streptophyta, Magnoliopsida, Brassicales, Brassicaceae. The record is from the annotation of a GenBank genome assembly.
AUGGAGCCUCAGCUGAGGUGCCCGCCAUCACGAGUUCGAGUCCCCGGCCACCCGGGCUGCUUUAAAUGAUAUAGCUUCAACUCACCGUCUUCACUCCUCUCCACCACCGUCUUCUCUCCUCCCCACCACCGUCGAUUCUUACACUUCUCUCCACCACCGUCGAUUCUUAAGCUCUUCUCUCUUCUCGGUGAAGCUCGGCAAUCAACUGAGGGAGAAAUCAUAAGCGGAUCUAUCUCCAGCAGCCUUGGCCCUUGCGACUCCGACCUCCAGCCAAUGCAGCCAUUUCCUUUUCCCGAAGCAAUCUUUCGAUUGCUCCUUGCAUGCGAAAUCAGAGAACUCAUACCCUGUUUAUGUUUCUUCUUAGCUUCCGGCGAAGCUCGAAAUGGGACUCCCCAGGCUUUGGGAAAAAUUGAGGAAUUGCAGGUCUGGUUUGAGCAACAGGCGGCUCUCAGUUUCUUCUCCGUCGGAGGUACCUUAUGUUGCCAAGGACCUCGGCAAUAG